CGCAUCUGGUACUGAUUUGGUUUGAUCGAGUGUCGCAGUGSAUGUGCAACCUUCAGUCUCUUCCCAAAGUAACGAUGAAUCAAUCAAGCAAUCAACAACGAGCCACUCAAUUUAUCCCUGGUAUCAGUGUUCGUCGGAAGCGACGGGGGUAGGUUGUUUUAUCGGUUCGGUUCGAUGCAUCCGAGCUAUCAUUUGCACCGCAAGAUUCGGUAGAAACGAACAUGGCAUCAUCGAUCAGAGGUUUUCGCUGCUUGGUGAAGGAGAUCUCCUUGGUGUUUUCUGCGUGUUGGUUUUCGUCGCCCGAGGUUUCGGUUGUAAGCCCGGAGGACACAAGGCCCGAUGAGAACCAGCCACGACAAGCUUGGUCGGUUAUUUCUUGCCGGAGGAUGCGUUCUUCUUCGGUAUCACUGAACGAGCAUCCAACACCGAACUGUGUAAAGUUCGCUGCAACACCGUCUCCCCGGGCUUUCAUCAUGCUUUUCGAUAAUUCGUCGUACCUGUCCCACGUGCUUUGCAACUCCUGAAACUCCUUCUUUAGAUCUUCCUUGGAAUGUACAUUUUCCUUUUUUUCAAAGACUACAUCAUUUUCGCAAUGGGAGCGUCUACCAUGAUCGCUGUUGUCAUCAUUGCCAUAGACAACUUUGUUGUGUAUUUUAUCCGGGUGAAUUACCUGCAGUCUCUUCAGGUAUGCCUUCCGCAGGUCUUCGUACGAGUAAAUGGAAAAGUCAAGG
This is a messenger RNA of Pseudo-nitzschia multistriata, 731 nucleotides long. The record is from the annotation of a GenBank genome assembly. NCBI's taxonomy places the organism in Eukaryota, Bacillariophyta, Bacillariophyceae, Bacillariales, Bacillariaceae.